CUCCACUCGGGCACUCUCCUCCGGCACCUCUGUUUCCCGUGGACGGCGAGAGCGGAGCAGCACUGCCGAGAAAAUUCACACAUCCAACCAACACAAACUCCCGGAGCCGCUAAAGGUAGAAAAAUAUCCUCCAAAAAGGCCACUCCAGCCUAAGCAGUCAUGUCGGCCAAAGCUAUCUCUGAGCAGACGGGAAAGGAGUUCCUCUACAAAUACAUCUGCACAUCGGCAGCCAUCCAGAACAGAUUCCGCUAUGCCAACGUGACGGCCGAGACAGACUUUGACCGACUGGUGCAGGAUCACCCAUGGCUUCUCACAGAGAGGCUGGUGGUGAAGCCAGACCAGUUGAUCAAGAGGCGAGGGAAGCUGGGCCUGGUCGGCGUCAACCUGGACCUGAACGGCGUCAGAGCGUGGCUGAAGACCCGUCUUAUGAAAGAGACGACAGUGGGAAAAGCCAAAGGCAUUCUCAAGAACUUCCUCAUCGAGCCGUUCGUCCCUCAUAAGCAGGAGGAGGAGUUCUACAUGUGCAUCUACGCCACCCGAGAGGGCGACUACGUUCUGUUUCACCAUGAGGGAGGGGUGGAUGUGGGAGAUGUGGAUGCCAAGGCGAAGAAACUGCUGAUUGGAGUGGAUGAAAAGAUCAGUGAAGACUCUGUGAACAAAGUGUUGCUGACCAACGUCCCCAACGACAAGAAAGCGGUCCUGGCCACCUUCAUUGUUGGGCUCUUCAACCUGUACGAGGACCUGUUCUUCACAUACCUGGAGAUCAAUCCACUGGUGGUCACAAAAAAUGGAGUGUACGUGCUGGACAUGGCAGCCAAGAUUGAUGCCACAGCAGACUACAUCUGCAAGGCCAAGUGGGGCGAUGUGGAGUUCCCUCCACCCUUCGGCAGGGAGGCUUAUCCUGAGGAGGCCUACAUUGCCGACCUUGAUGCCAAGAGUGGUGCCAGCCUUAAACUGACCCUGCUCAACCCCCGAGGCAGGAUCUGGACCAUGGUGGCAGGAGGAGGUGCCUCAGUGGUGUACAGUGACACAAUCUGCGACCUGGGUGGGGUCGACGAGCUGGCCAAUUAUGGAGAGUAUUCAGGAGCUCCAAGUGAACAGCAGACUUACGACUACGCCAAGACCAUCCUGUCUCUGAUGACCAGAGAGAAGCACCCAGAUGGAAAGGUUUUGAUCAUUGGGGGAAGCAUUGCAAACUUCACGAAUGUUGCAGCAACAUUUAAGGGGAUUGUUCGAGCCAUCAGAGACUAUCAGGUGCCGCUAAAGGAGCAUGAAGUCACCAUUUUUGUCCGUCGUGGAGGCCCCAACUACCAGGAAGGUCUCAGAGUGAUGGGAGAAGUUGGCAAGACCACAGGGAUCCCCAUCCACGUCUUUGGCACAGAAACUCACAUGACUGCCAUUGUUGGAAUGGCGCUAGGCCACCGGCCAAUCCCCAACCAGCCUCCUGUUGCUGCCCACACUGCCAACUUCCUCCUCAACUCCAGUGGCAGCACAUCGACCCCAGCAUCCAGCAGAACUGCCUCUUUCUCUGAAAACAAAGCCAGAGUUGAGAGCUCACCAGCCAAGAAGGCCAAAACUGGAGCUCCCAUUGCCAAAGCGACUACGCUCUUCAGCAAACUCUCCAAGUCCAUAGUGUGGGGUAUGCAGACUCGGGCAGUACAGGGCAUGCUGGACUUUGACUACGUCUGCUCCAGAGAUGAGCCAUCUGUCGCAGCCAUGGUCUACCCAUUCACUGGAGACCACAAGCAAAAGUUCUACUGGGGUCAUAAAGAGAUCCUCAUCCCUGUGUAUAAGAACAUGAGCGACGCCAUGAAGAAACACCCGGAUGUGGAUGUGCUCAUCAGCUUUGCGUCUUUGCGUUCGGCGUUUGAUAGCACUAUGGAGACCAUGCAGUACCCGCAGAUUCGCACCAUUGCCAUCAUCGCUGAGGGAAUCCCUGAAGCCCACACCAGGAAGAUCAUUAAGGCCGCAGAUGAGAAGGGCGUUACAAUCAUUGGACCGGCAACUGUUGGAGGAAUCAAGCCAGGCUGUUUCAAAAUCGGGAACACCGGAGGCAUGCUGGAUAACAUCCUUGCCUCCAAGCUCUACCGCCCAGGUAGUGUGGCCUACGUGUCCCGCUCAGGCGGCAUGUCCAAUGAACUCAACAACAUAAUCUCCCGCACCACCGAUGGUGUAUUUGAAGGUGUGGCCAUUGGUGGGGACAGAUACCCGGGUUCUGUGUUUACUGACCAUGUGCUGCGCUACCAAGACACUCCUGGAGUGAAGAUGAUUGUUGUACUGGGAGAGAUAGGAGGCACAGAGGAGUACAAGAUCUGCGAGGCUAUUAAACAAGGCAGGAUCACAAAGCCAGUGGUGUCCUGGUGUAUUGGCACCUGUGCCACCAUGUUCUCCUCAGAGGUUCAGUUCGGUCAUGCAGGAGCAUGUGCCAACCAGGCAUCUGAGACAGCAGUAGCCAAGAACAAGGCUCUAAAGGAGGCUGGUGCCUUCGUCCCCAAGAGCUUCGAUGAGCUGGGAGAAAUCAUAAAAUCUGUUUAUGAUGACCUUGUUGCCAAAGGAGUUAUCCAGCCAGCCGAAGAGAUGCCUCCUCCCACUGUGCCAAUGGAUUAUUCUUGGGCACGAGAGCUGGGUCUGAUCCGUAAGCCUGCAUCAUUCAUGACCAGUAUCUGUGACGAGAGGGGUCAGGAGCUCAUCUACGCUGGCAUGCCCAUCACUGAGGUCUUCAAGUCAGAAAUAGGCCUAGGAGGAACUCUGGGGCUUCUCUGGUUCCAGAGGAGGUUGCCGAGGUACGCCUGCCAGUUCAUUGAGAUGUGCCUGAUGGUGACUGCUGAUCACGGCCCUGCUGUUUCCGGUGCCCACAACACCAUUGUCUGUGCUCGAGCUGGCAAAGAUCUCAUCUCCAGCCUCACCUCCGGCCUUCUCACCAUUGGCGACCGCUUUGGAGGUGCUCUGGAUGCUGCAGCAAAGCAGUUCAGCAAGGCAUUUGACAGUGGCAUGCUGCCCAUGGAGUUUGUGAACAAGAUGAAGAAAGAUGGGAAGCUGAUCAUGGGCAUUGGACACAGAGUGAAGUCGAUUAACAAUCCAGACAUGAGAGUCCAGAUCUUGAAGGACUUUGUGAAGCAGCACUUCCCCUCUACCCAGCUGCUGGACUACGCUCUAGAUGUAGAGAAGAUCACUACGUCCAAAAAACCCAACUUGAUCCUGAAUGUGGAUGGCUUCAUUGGUGUGGCCUUUGUGGACUUGCUCAGGACCUGUGGUGGUUUUACACGGGAUGAAGCUGAUGAGUUUGUGGAAAUUGGAGCUCUAAAUGGCAUCUUUGUCCUGGGACGCAGCAUGGGAUUUAUUGGACACUACCUGGACCAGAAGAGGCUGAAGCAGGGUCUGUAUCGCCACCCCUGGGAUGACAUCUCCUAUGUGCUCCCAGAGCACAUGUCCAUGUAACUGGAGGGACAAAAACACAGAGUGUCAGACCUCUGUGCCCAGAUCCUCUCACCCCAGCUGUCAAUCCCCCGCCCAUACUGUGAUAUGUCACCCUGAAGCAGCGGCAUAAUAUAGUGCAGAUGUUACUAUUAAUAAAGCUGUAAAUUACAAACAUUUGAAAAGAAUAGAAUAUGUUUUUAGUUUUGGAAACCUGUUAGUGCUGCAGUUUUUUGUGAAUUUUAGAAAAACCUGCUAAACUGUGAAGCUCCAGGCAUACAAAGUCAUGUGUUAGAGAGAUUUGAAUACAAAUCACGAGGGAUUAAAGGUAGAGUAUUCAACUGUUGACUAUCACCACUUUUUGUGGCUAGUGAAAAACUUAUAUUUACCCUCAAAUAUUACAUAACUGUUGUAUUUAUCAAGCAUGUGUGUCUGUAUCACAGACUGUUGUGUCUCUGUGCAGCUCUCUUUAUUGUGCCACUUGAGAAUCAUGAGCCUGCUACCAGGGGGUGACUAUGUAGUGCAAUAAUGCCUAUAACAUUAGAACAUACUAUAGUUCAGAGCUUUAUUUAUGUAUAGGUGUAUUAAUGGUGAAUUUAACGGUACAGAAAUGUCUUAUAUUUUUGAUUUUCUCUGAUGUUAUCGACGCAGUGGCAAAAAAUGAAACAUCAGUCUGCUUACUGUGGCAAAUGGGACCAUUUCAAUGAGUCAUUCCUGGCAAGCGUCGUCCCGAGAAUAUAGUCUUUCUCAGCGGGUGGAAAAUGUAGGAGUAUUUUCUUAAAAGGUCUAAAUGGAAGUGUUGAGUAUUGUUUGUCAUGAGAACAAAAAAAGAAAUACAUAAUUUGAAUGUCUUCCCCUGUUUAUUCAAAUAGAUUAGGGCAUUGUUGUCACAAAGCCCAGGAUGUAGCCAUAAAAUCAUCUUGUAUGAGAAAUUGGCUCUGAAAAGAUUACAUUUUCACUGUUUUUCAGUGCCGUGAUCCCAUUACAAUAAACUGAAUUGCUGUUUCUGCCUCAGCACAGCAAAUAACUUUAGUAGUUAGAUGCCAUUUGAUAGUGAACUCUCUUAUUAAGUUCUCUUUCAAACUAAAACUGAUCAGUUUUCUCCACAAAAUGAGGUCAAAAGAAAACGAAUGGCAGCCAUCAUCAGUGUCUUCUGUGGAUGUUAGAAAACUAGAAAAAUUAUGUGGACAACAAGAAACCUCACCAGUGUUGUCGCGACGUUUAUGUUUUUAACUUUUUCAGUGUGAACUGAAUGUGCCUCUGUAUGGAUUUGUUGUGUGUUUACAACUGUCUAAUUGAAUAAAAUAAAAACUGAUUAAUGUCA
Scatophagus argus is the source of this 4738-nucleotide messenger RNA. RefSeq names its product ATP citrate lyase a (gene aclya). Gene Ontology annotation, molecular function: ATP citrate synthase activity. Gene Ontology annotation, cellular component: cytosol. NCBI's taxonomy places the organism in Eukaryota, Metazoa, Chordata, Actinopteri, Scatophagidae. Gene Ontology annotation, biological process: tricarboxylic acid cycle; acetyl-CoA biosynthetic process; fatty acid biosynthetic process. The transcript has 28 exons. The coding region runs from base 160 to 3438 and encodes 1092 amino acids. The record is from RefSeq and is a predicted model, not a curated record.